Molecule: messenger RNA, 2367 nt
Organism: Mizuhopecten yessoensis (Yesso scallop)
Lineage: Eukaryota; Metazoa; Mollusca; Bivalvia; Pectinida; Pectinidae
Product: ceroid-lipofuscinosis neuronal protein 5 homolog
Exons: 5
Coding region: 24-1109 (361 amino acids)
Biological process (GO): lysosome organization
Cellular component (GO): lysosomal membrane; lysosome
Molecular function (GO): hydrolase activity, acting on glycosyl bonds
Source: RefSeq, a predicted model, not a curated record
GUGAUUUCUUAAUUCGCUAUCACAUGAUACACAUCAUGGCGGACGAGAGAAUCAGUUUCGGUUUGUUCUCUUCUUCAUCGAUACUUUUCCUUUGCUGUAUAAUUUCGUCCACAUUUGCAGCAUGGCCACUUCCUUAUAGGAGAUAUGAUCACCGCCCCAUAUCCAGCCCUUUCUGUCAGGCUGGUGUCAUUCCAUUCUGUCCAAGUGGAGAGCCCGACAACUCCAUGCCAUUGUUCAAUCCCACAGAUCCAGUAGAAAUUUAUGCUCUUAAGAAACCUGUCUGGCAGUUCAAGUUUGGAGAUUUAUUGGGAAAAUUUCAUAUAAUUCAUGAUGCUCUUGGUAUCAAGAAUGUGAAGACUGGACAUAAUUACACCAUGGAGUGGUAUGAACUCUUCCAGCUGUUUAACUGUACAUUUCCUCAUCUCCUAAAGAACGACACUCUCCAGUGGUGCAACCAGGGAGCUACCUGUAUCUACGACGGGAUUGAGGAUAAACUGUGGCACCAGAACGGCACACUAGCUAAGGUCGCCACGAUGACAGGAGACCAGUUUAACACAUUUGCUGACUGGGUGUUAAAGGACAACCGAACUGGUCUCUUCUACGAAACCUGGACAGUGGAGAGUGAACCUGGAGGCCAAAUGUGGUUUGACGCUUUUGACUGUGCAAGUUGGGUCCUUCGUGCAUUUGACCAGCUUGGUGUAAUUGGAGCAAAGUUUGAUCACAGCGUUAGCCUGAACUACACACGUAUACAUCUGUAUUCCAGUCAGCCAAUCUAUCUUGGCAACGAAACCGAGAUUUUUGGAAACAAAAGCAAUGCAGCAUUAGCAAAAGACAUGAUAAAUUUCUAUAAGGAUUUCCAGUCACAUGUCUCUGAUGAGAAACUGGUCCUAAACUUAUUAGAUGCUCUGCUGUAUAUUAUGAAUAGAGAUAAAUUCUAUUUAUACUACAACAGUGCCUACUGGCUGCUUCCGAUGAAGAAACCAUUUGCCAGUCUAUCGUACGACCAGGUACCUCUACCUGGAGGUGGUGGUGGUGAGGUCUACCACAAACCACACAGUGUUUGGCAGCAGGAAGACGAAUACUGGAAAGCAAAAUUCGGAAAACUUUGAACUUACAUAUUAUUUUCUAUCAAGCAAUAUCACGUUUAAAAGACCUUGGCCCAUAUUCAUGAAACUGUUUUUAUACUAUUACUCAGAAUCUGUACUCAAGCAAAAUUUCUUCUUCCGGCAAUGUAAUAAUACUUUGUCAAAGAUAUAUGGAUGAGAGUUAGAGAUAAUUAAAACCGAAUGCCGUUUUUAUUGGUUAAACUUAGAAGUUUUGACCUUGUGACAUGAUUUAAACGGGUAUAGAAAGUUAGUUUGAACAAAGAAUAUAUCUACCGGUACUCAAAAAGCAUGAGAACAGUUUCAUGAAACAGACCCUUGUUGCUUACUUUCUGUUUGUGGUCAACUGAUUUCUCCGUUUUAGUUCAUUCUACUGAUUUAUAAUGUCAAGAAGACCUGAUUGCUUGUUUUUCUUUAUUGGAAACGGUGUGAUAUGAACCGAUUGUUCUACCUAGAAUGAUGAAACAACAGGUUGACCGAUUUCUAUUGGUCUUUUUUUCAAGGGUAAUAACGGUCAUAUGUUCCACUGAAACAAAGUAACCCAUUUGGGAUGAUUUUCGAUCUUUUCAUCUUCGAUACCUCGGUAUAUAUAACAUCUGCUAAGAUAUUGAGCUCAUCAGUGUCAAAGACUCUUAACAUUGAAUACAGUGACAUCCGUUUAGUUUCAGUACACUACACUUUAGGUACCUAGUGAUGGUAAUGUAGGUUUAAUGAUGCUUCAAUAUCUUACACUAAUUUACUUUCUACAAAAUCACAUUUGUACAUCUAACAUUGUACAUCUAAAAUGGACACUCUUGAAGUAACCAUAUACUUUGGCCAGUUUGCAGAGAGUCCUGGAUUGACCCUAGUCUUAAUUAGCAGAUGUUGCAAUUUCUGGCUAGUUUAGACAAAAGUGUGGUUUAGCUAGUGUACUCAAGAAAAUAAUUCUACAGCGAGAAAAUGUUCCCAUUUUACAGCAUUGGAAUAUAUUGUAGAAGAAUCCAUAUUUUUUCCCUUUAAUCUUUUAUGAUUAAGAAUUAUAACAUCAUAUCACAAGAAUGAGUCUCGAUACUCUGUUGUAGGGUUGUUUGAGGUUCAUCUCUUUGGUGGGGUAAUUUGAUACAACAAAAUCUUUAUAAAAACAAUACACAAUUCAGACAUCGUAUUUUUAAAGAUGCACGAACAAUACACAAAUCAGCAUUUACUUACAUAAACUCAUAAAUGAUAUCAAUCAGAAUCAAAUCUGUACACCCAACCUCAUUGUAAAAUUUAAACAGAAUAUGGU